GGACUGCACAGCUCAUUCUCCCCGACUGGUGGUUCCUUCUGCCAAGAGUGACCUUCUCUAUCCUUACGUACCCUCCUGCCCCAGCUCAAACGCAUCUUCUCCUGGAAGAGGGGUCUGCCACGUUCCUGCCUCAUCUUCCCCACUGAACUUGGAACUCCUCGAGGGCAGGGUUGGGUCCUACUCAACGGGCAUCCACGGAGCUGGCUCAGCAAACUUACACUGGUCAUCUGAGCCUGCGCCCGCCCUUCCUCCCAGGCCAGGGCGCCCCCACCCCCUGGGUUUUUCCUCCGUGGACUCCGCUUCCUUUUCCUUCUUUUCUCCCUCCUCCUUCUUCUUCUUCUUUUCCACGUGUCUUCUCCUCCCAUCCUCUUUUCUCUCCAUCCCCAUCUCCCACUCCUUCCCACGCCCCAUCUCCCCUUCCCACGCCCCAUCUCCCCUUCCCACGCCCCAUCUCCCCUUCCCACGCCCCAUCUCCCGGACCCCCACCACCCCGCGCCGCCCCCAACCCCGGGCCGGGCAGGUGCAAUUCCUCAGCCGGCCUACAGAGGGCGAUGUGCGCCGCCACUGGGCCGCGCCCCUCCGGCGCGCGCUUCCUGUGAGGUCAGGUGGGAGGAAGCCGCCUGGAGCCGCCGGGAGUGGACGCCGCCGAGGCCCGGAGUCGCGCCUGCAGGUGAGUCGCCGCGCCGCGGAGGAAGCGCAUCCCUCGCCGCAGCCCGGGCCGGGACUGGGAGCCGGUGUCGGGCUCCAGAGGCUGGGGCUGGCGGCCGGGGCAGCGUCCCUCCCGCCCCCGGCCCGGAAUGUCAGGCACAGCACCUGCUCAGCGUGGGUCACCUCUGUGAGCAUCACUGACUGCAAGCCUCCCUCAAUUUCUGGUGCAGCCCAUCAGGGACCCACAGCGCCUGGGAGGAUGGUGCGGAUCUUGGCCAAUGGGGAAAUUGUGCAGGAUGACGACCCCCGAGUGAGGACCACUACCCAGCCACCAAGAGGUAGCAUUCCUCGACAGAGCUUCUUCAACAGGGGCCAUGGUGCUCCCCCAGGGGGUCCUGGCCACCGCCAGCAGCAGGCAGGUGCCAGGCUGGGUGCUGCUCAGUCCCCCUUCAAUGACCUCAACCGGCAGCUGGUGAACAUGGGCUUUCCGCAGUGGCAUCUCGGCAACCAUGCUGUGGAGCCGGUGACCUCCAUCCUGCUCCUCUUCCUGCUCAUGAUGCUUGGUGUUCGUGGCCUCCUCCUGGUUGGCCUUGUCUACCUGGUGUCCCACCUGAGUCAGCGGUGACCUCUGGGGGCUGAUGGGGGUGGGCCUGUUGAGAGGGACUUGCUGGGUCUUGGUGUGAGAGCAGGCAUAUUUGGAGGGGAUCUGGUGGUGCCUUGAAGGUGUGAUCAGAGAGGGAACCACAGGUGUGUGUUUCCCCCUUGUGUUAAGCAUGAAGCAGAGGGAGACAUUAGUCCAGCAUUUCCAAAGUGUGGGUGGAUCUGUUGGUUCCCGAGAUACUUUUAGGUGGUAUGGAGCCUGCAUUAAGUGGCACAAAAUCAGAGCAAGAAAGUGAUGCCCUUCCCAAUUCUCUCAAUCCUUUUAUGCCGAGAAGAUCUCAGCUGGAUGCCAACAUGUUCUGAUGCCUGUGGAAGACAUGCCGACGUCUCCUCUGCCUAGGGAGCAGGACUUGGGCUUAGGGAAGGUGGGAAAAAUUCCAGACUUUUAUAGCUUUGUUUUUGUUUUAAUGGUAUAUUUUUAUUGGCUACUUAUUGUUUAGGACAAGUGGUACUGGCAUUCUAUUUAUUGUGACAUUUUCAAUAAAUAGAUUUAAGUAAAAA
Pongo pygmaeus (Bornean orangutan) is the source of this 1809-nucleotide messenger RNA. RefSeq names its product family with sequence similarity 241 member B (gene FAM241B). Lineage: Eukaryota; Metazoa; Chordata; Mammalia; Primates; Hominidae. The transcript is spliced from 5 exons. The record is from RefSeq and is a predicted model, not a curated record. The coding region runs from base 908 to 1273 and encodes 121 amino acids. Gene Ontology annotation, cellular component: intracellular membrane-bounded organelle.